Ostrinia furnacalis (Asian corn borer) is the source of this 2290-nucleotide messenger RNA. It is a transcript of the gene Tsp68C, whose product is annotated as Tetraspanin 68C. Lineage: Eukaryota; Metazoa; Arthropoda; Insecta; Lepidoptera; Crambidae. Bases 150 to 1139 code for a protein of 329 amino acids. The transcript has 5 exons. Gene Ontology annotation, cellular component: plasma membrane. The record is from RefSeq and is a predicted model, not a curated record.
CGCAUCUCCCUAAAACCGGCGAAUCUAUUCACGUUUGUUGUUUAUUCACAUGCUCGCGACGCCGCUGUGAUGCCAUCGUAGUGGCUUUUUGUAAUUUCUCUACAUUUCUUUAACAAAUACUUUUAGUAAUAAAAUAAUUAGAUUCCAAAAUGAAGUGCAAAAAAGUUUCCAGUGCUAAAGUUCUGUUUGGAUUCUUCAACACAUUGUUUUUCGCGAGCGGCUUCCUCAAAGUGGUGUGCGGGUUCCUUCUGCUGAUGGAUUCUCCGCGGCUGCUGCUGUCGCGGCUGCUGGCAUCACCAGAGGAGGGGUUAGAGCACGCGCCGCUGCAUUACGUGGCGCUGGCGCUGCUGGCGGCUGGCUUGGCCGUGUGCGCAGCCGCCGCGCUCGGGUGCUGGGCGACGUAUAUGCCGUCUUACGUCAUACUGACUAUUUACUUCCUGAUAGUGCUGGCUCUUCUGCUGUGCGAGUGCGCGGGCGGCGUGGCGGCGGCGGUGUGGCCUCGCUGCCUGGGACUGCAGACGGCACGCGGCGGCGCCGUGGGCGCGCUGCAGGCCUACUACGCGCUGCCGGACUAUGAGGAGUUCACUGCUGCGGUGGACCUAGCGCAGACUUACCUGCGUUGCUGCGGCAUGACGGACGCGCGCAACUACGAUAUGUCAGUAUGGCAGCUGCGGCGCCUGGGCCCGCGGGGGCUCUCGGUACCUCCCAGCUGCUGCGUGCAGCGCGCGCGCGACGCCUCCUACCUCAACCCCGCGCCCGUCAACCAGUCGCGCUGCCAGGAGCUACAGCCCAACCCGGAGUUCCGUUAUGUCCCGGGAUGCUAUUCAAGACUCGAAGACUGGUAUCAGAAACAAUAUCUGGUCUUCAUGCUGGGCUUGUUCGUCAUAGCGCUUGUAAAGUUGGGCAUCUUGUUGAGCACUGUGUACUCGUGCGUUCGCCUGCGGAAGCGGAGGCAGGACAUCCGCGCGUUUGUUAUGAAAUCAAUCGACAACAAGACGAACGAGAACAUUUACGACGCUAAAAUGAGUUCGAUGCACGAUGAGCCGAUCACCGCCAAAUACAUCCAGCCCAAUAACUUCUACAGCCCCCGAGUGCGCAACCCUAGGAUUUUUCACAGUAAACCCAACGAGAUGAUAUGAGAGUUAGCAACGGAGAUAAAUGCUUUAGAGAGAAAACUAGAGAAGUUCUCCGAUUACCUUUAUAAGCAACAAGCAGAUUCAUUAUUGUGGUGAAAAAAAACUGGAUUGCUUUGCUUAUAAAUGAAUAGUGUUCCGAUUACUGAUAGGUAUUGAUUGUGGCAGGUAAUAUAAGAUACCACGAAGAGCGACGUAAUUUACCAGAUGGAAUCAACCAAAACGAAAGAAUCCAACAAGUUCUGUGCCUACAAUACAAAUAAUGUGCCAUAAUAAUCAUCUCUAAAAUCUCUUAAGUGUUUUCUCCGUUAGCUUCGUCAUGAAAUAUAAUAAUCGAAUAUAAAACUGCCUAAUUGAUAAAAAAAACAUGCUAUGCUAUAAUCUAACUUGGGUACAAUUUAUUUAUAUUCUCACUAUCGAACAAACAACUUAUGCGCAAAGGAUUUUGUUUUAUUAUAUUCUAAAUAGAACUUCGAUAAUAUUGCGCAAUAAAUAAGGGAAUUCGACCAAGGUUCAAGUCACCCAAAAUUACAAAGCAUUAGAUACCAGUGUUAUUACUGUUAUUUGAUUAAGUUAUGUAGUUCAUAAAAUUUUAUGAUUAUAAACUUUGUAAAAACAUUACUUUUGUUUUGCAAUCAAAUCUAAAUUUUACGAAUUUACUAUUAGUUGUCCAUGACGAAAAUUGAACAAAUUAGUUGAAUCAACUUAGGUUGGGUUACGUAUGUAAAAAAUAAAACUAUCCAUUCUCAAUAUGUAAUAUUAUUUCAAAAGAAUGUUCAAAAAUUGGUCCUAAAGUUAAAACAUUGUUAACAAUGGCUCUGGAAUGUUGUUAUCAUACACAAAUUUCGUAACUAUGGAUUAACAGAGAGCUGAACCUUUUGCAAUACAUUCUUGGUUCGGGCGUUUUUAAGAUAUCUUGGAUUCAAGCCAUUUAGACAUUUUCUUGUUUAAAUCAUUUUUAAAUUACUUAAAACAAAUCAGCCAAAAUCCACACUAUUAAAAUCAAUUUUUUUUAAAUUAAAUUAAAAGAACGCAAUAGGCUAAUCCAAGACAUCCAAAGAAGGCCCAACGAGUGUUGUUUAACAACAAACAUAAUGCAAAACGGUGUACAAGAUUAUACUACGGUUUUGUAUAGGAAUGGUAUCCAAAAUUUACUC